Messenger RNA from Fraxinus pennsylvanica, 303 nucleotides. NCBI's taxonomy places the organism in Eukaryota, Viridiplantae, Streptophyta, Magnoliopsida, Lamiales, Oleaceae. The record is from the annotation of a GenBank genome assembly.
AUGGGAAAUUGCAUCAGAAAAGAAUCCUCAAUGGAAUGGGGUGGUGAAGAUUGGGGCUCUUUCGACUCCAAAACUCAAAGCAACUCGAUGAAUAAUUCUACAGAAGAGAAGAGCCCUUCCACAGAAACAGGAAGAGAAGUCAAAAUCAAAAUCUCCAAGAAGCAGUUAGAGGAGCUUUUGAGCAGCGAAAAUAUUCAAGGAUUACCAGUACAGCAGAUUCUAACACAGUUAAUGAACGUCAGUGAUGGAUUUGAGACUCAUCAACAGUCUUGGAAGCCUGCCCUUCAAAGUAUACCUGAAUGA